This is a messenger RNA of Aspergillus puulaauensis, 1221 nucleotides long. RefSeq lists its product as uncharacterized. The record is from RefSeq and is a predicted model, not a curated record. Gene Ontology annotation, cellular component: protein phosphatase 4 complex; cytoplasm; nucleus. Lineage: Eukaryota; Fungi; Ascomycota; Eurotiomycetes; Eurotiales; Aspergillaceae. Gene Ontology annotation, molecular function: protein phosphatase regulator activity. Gene Ontology annotation, biological process: protein dephosphorylation. The transcript has 5 exons. Bases 1 to 1221 code for a protein of 406 amino acids.
AUGUCGCUAGAUGAAGAGAGCUUAGAGAUAGCCGCCAAUGGCGGCACGAUGGACCUUGACAAGUGGCCAGGCAUAGUAGAGCCGCUACUCGAGCGAUUGGAAUAUAUCAUCUACAAUGUCUUCCCAAUGCCUCAGAUGCCUCUCGAGCCCCCAUCUGCAGAGCAAUACCAACAGCAAUACCUAAAUCCAACCUCCUCUUUCCUCCACGACCCCAAUCCCGUACCCUCCAGCAGCAACAAGGAGAACACCGAACCGCCAAAUCUCCAAACACCUCCGCGGCCUCAUCCAUCAUCACUCAACCCUCCAUCGUCAACCGAGCGGAUUCCUGACUCACAACCUGCAUCUCAGGCAGGCACCGCAACCGCAACCCUCCCCGCACCGCUUCUCCUCACCGUCCAGUCUAUUCAAUCAACCCUGCGGUCCUUAUUUACUUCUAAGCCGCCACACACCAUCCAGCGGCUAGCGGAGCUCAUUCUUCGUCCCAGUGCAUAUUACCGAACACUUCCGGCUUACCUGCGCGCCGUUGACCGUGUUGUGUCGGUCACCAGUGGCGCAGAUGUGUUUCCGUUCCCAAUGCAAAGCGGUGCAGCUACAACCCAACCCCAGCCUAAUGGGACACUAAACGGCGCCGAGAACAAGUUUAUUCUACCAGAUAACACGCUAGGCAGCGAUGAGUCUCUGGGCGGCGCUCUUCUUACCCCCAUACCUUGGCUGAGUAACCCUGCUUCGCCAGGUCCUGAAGCGGCAGGUAUCGAUGAAGUACCCAUGGCAACAACAGCCCCAACCCUCCAAAACCAACUCCUCACUCAACCCGCUGAUCCAACCAGCCAACAGACCGUUGCUCCUGAGGGCGAUGGCACCGCCCUGGAGGGUGAAUUGACAGCUGAGCCCACCGAAGGAAUUCCUCAUGCUCGAGGCCCCUCCGUCCUUGGCGUGGAAGAUCUGGGUCUACAAGAUGGCAGGGAUGUUGAAGUAACCCUUCUAAGCAAAGAGACGGAAGCAGCAGGCGCGUCCUCUACUGAGGAAUCAAACUCUCCUAUUGCUACUUCUGAACAGCCCGGCAAGGAGCCUGCAGCCGCAGAUACCGAUUCAACAACCGCGACGGCUACGGCACAGAAAGAUAAGGAUGCAGACGCGGACGCGGAUGCGGAUGGAGAUGGAGAUAUCACACUAUCCGACGAGCCGACUAUACUGCAGGAAGGCCAAGGCGACAAGAAGUAG